AUCUUACCGACGAUAUCACACUGGCUUACUGCCUUUAUUCUUGAGAACUUCGAAACCCUUGAUCGAUUGAACUACUGGAGCCCCAAAGACGCCGAGAAGCCAAGAACGUUUACUUUCCCCCUUCAGCCUUACUGUAUACUCUCACUUCCUUCUUUAUCAUCAAUCAACCCUACCUUCUCUUUCCUAUCCUUCUUUUUCCUUGUUUGUUAUAAAAACCUCUCCUUUCUUUUCUUCUCACAUAGACCAACACUUCAUCGGACCUUUGCUGUCCUGACAAUAUGUCAGAAGUGAUCACCGUGUACGAGCUCAAGCUUGAGCAAGAUGGGAGUCCAAGCAAUGAACGUGCUUACAUUCGUUUACCGCCUCCCGUAAAGCCGUACAUCUUACGUUUCACUUUGGACGCCGGUAGUACAGCUUCACGUCAAGGUAUUUUGUUCACAAAUCAUCCUCAAUCUUCACAGCAAUUUGAGCGAAAUAAAUUCUAUCAACAUGAAUUACCCAGUAAUUUUCGUCAAGCUGUUACGAUUGAUCUUUUGAUCGAAAGACCAGGUGCAUUUGAAUAUUAUAUCGAACAUGCGGCUGAAUUGGAAAAGAUUCCUUAUCCUACACAAGAACAACCCGUUUGGGAUCAUGACGCCGAAAGUGCAAAGAGACCUCGCGUACAGAGUAAGCAUGGCUUUUUCAAUAUCGAGCCAUUGUUGCACCUCCCAAAACGAUCUCGCUUGCUGGACGGAAACUCUUCGCAAGUUUUGCCCCCCUCUCAAGGAGGAAGUGUUUUGAGCGAAAAGCAAAAUUUAACGCAAGAUGGAAUUGUGUUGCAAUCCUUCAUGGCUAAAUGGGCAGGCUCUUUGUCCAACUGGGCUCCUCACAUGGAUCAAGCAAGUAAAAAUGGAUACAACAUGAUUCACUUCUUACCUUUGCAAGUUCGUGGAGAUAGCAACAGUCCAUAUUCCAUCGCCGAUCAACUUGAUUUCAGCCCGGAUUUGUUCGAUGAAAAAUCUGGAAAGAGCAGCACAAAACAAGAACGAGCAGAAACGAUUGGGCAAUGGGUGAAAACCUUGAAUAGCAAAUGGGGUUUGUUGAGCAUGAUUGAUGUCGUCUUGAACCAUACAGCGAACAACAGUGAAUGGCUCUAUGAACAUCCUGAUGCGGGUUACAAUCCUUACAAUUCACCUCACCUGACCCCAGCUGAGGAGUUGGACCGUGCUUUGAUGGAGUAUUCCAACCGCUUGGCAUCUCUCGGUCUCCCAACUGAUCCAAAGACCGAUGCUGAUGCUGAUGCCAUCAUCGGGGGCGUGAAGACACAUGUAUUACAGCCCUUGAAAUUAUGGGAGUACUAUGCCAUCAACGUGCAAGCGCAAAAGGAAGAGCUCGGAAAGCUUUGGGAUCAACCAAAUGACGGCAAAGCUAUCAAUUCUUUGGGUGAAGACGACCUCCGAACUGCAUCUCUUGACGAUGUAUUCAAGCUUCUCGAACGCCAUGCAUUGCGCAAUCGCAUGUCUUUGAGCGAACGUUUUGCAACGCACGUUGAUGUUACUGUCUCACUCGCAAUCUUGCGCGGAAUAAGUCAAGGAAAGAAAGAUAAAGAUCAAAUCUUAAACCUCUUCGGUAACGCUUUGGACAAGCUCAAUGCUCCCCUGUAUGCACUUUACGAUGAAGACGUACAAGCGAUCACAAGCAACCUUGCAGGUCGUUUGAAAUACAUGCGUGUUGAAGAAGGAGGUCCGAAAAUGGGACCAAUCACUGCAGAAUCACCAUUUUGUGAGACUUACUUUACCCGUUUAGACCCAAAGCAUCCUUCUGCCAAGAAGCACGAUCCUCGUUCCCUUGCUCUAGCCAACAAUGGCUGGAUGUGGGCUGCUGAUCCAUUGUCAGACUUUGCUUCCAAUAAGGCACGAGUUUAUUUGCGUCGUGAAUUGAUCUCAUGGAGUGACUGUGUAAAAUUGCGCUAUGGAAGUGGACCAGAAGAUUCACCAUACCUUUGGAAACACAUGGAAGAAUACUGUGUUACGCAAGCAAAGCUGUUUGAUGGCUUCCGUAUCGACAAUUGUCACUCUACCCCCAUGCAUGUCGGACAAUACAUGUUGGAUGCUGCACGCAAGGCAAAUCCAAACCUGUACAUUUGUGCAGAGUUGUUCACUGGAAGCGAGCAAACUGAUAUCUUGUUCGUCAGCAAGUUGGGCUUGAACAGCUUAAUCCGUGAAAUGGAGAAUGGACAUGACCCUAAAGAGGAAAGUCGACUCCUCUACCGUUUUGGUGUCAACAAGCCAGUGGGAUCGAUGGACAAGGACUGCUUGUCAAAACCUGGCAAAGUUGUCGUACCUGGAUCAAAGAAAGAUUCAGUGUCAUGUACAAUCGUGCCAUUGGAAGGAUCCAUGCCGCAUGCUUUGUUCAUGGACUUAACACAUGACAAUGAAACGCCUACUCGUAAGCGUACGACUGAAGAUGCGAUCACUAUGGCAGCCCUCGUACCGUUCUGUUGGAGCGCCGUUGGAUCGAAUAAAGGCUUCGACGACUUAUAUCCCGAUCAAUUGAAUGUUGUAUCGGAGAAGCGAAUGUAUGAUCCUAAAUCUCAACCAGAAGAUGUCGGAAUUGGGUAUGUCAAACGUAUCUUCAAUCACUUGCAUCAAGAAAUGGUCGCAGAUGGAUAUUCCGAAGGACAUGUGCAUCAAGAGAAUGAUUACUUGAUCAUGCAUCGUAUCCAUCCUCAAACACACAAGGGAUAUUUGGUGGUUACACAUACCGCUUUCCAUUCUGGUGUACAAGGUCGUGGCGACAUCAACCCAUUCCGCUUGAACCGUACAUCGGCAAACUUUAUCAUGGGCAAAACUUUGCAGAUUACGGAUCGUAACAGACCGAAGGAUGAAAAAUUCGUUCAAGGUCUACCUUCCAAAUUGAUUGAUGUUCCAGCACCAACGAUCAACAAAGGCAGCGAUCAUGAUGGUCCUUAUUCUGAAAUCGUCGUGCCUGACAACUUCCCACCGGCCAGUAUCAUGCUCUUUUCUACUACUAUGGAUGGUUUAGGAGCUGAAUUGGACACACUUUGUCAAAGUGGUGCGGAUGAAGCAAUGGCAGAGUUGGACUUGGUUGAUUUGAACGUGUUCUUAUAUCGUGCUGAUGCAGAAGAGAGAGAUGCAACAUCAGGCAAGGACGGUGCAUACACAAUCCCAAAAUUGGGUGGACUUGUCUAUUGUGGUACAGAAGGAUGGAUGUCGCAUCUCAAGAAUAUCAUGCGUUUCAACGAUCUCGGACAUCCUAUCUGUGCUCAUUUACGUGAAGGUUCAUGGGCAUUAGAUUACGUUCACGGUCGCUUGGAGCGCCAACAAGAGCUAUUCCCUAGAUUAUCAAAGCCAGCCAAUUGGCUUCGUGAACGAUUUGAUAAGAUCAAAGAGACUGUGCCCUCGUUCAUGCGUCCAAAGUAUUUCAGCUUGGUGAUCAAGACAGCUUCAGAAGCUGCACGAAAGCGUGCGAUCUCACAAAUGUCUGCUUUCAUUCGUGAAGGUGAUGACUUUACAAAGAAUUUGGCUUUAUGUGCAGUUCAAUUGAAUGGACAAGUUCAAUCAAGUUCGUUAUGGCACAAUCGUCCAAGUGCCUCUAUGGCAGCAGGCUUGCCUUUCUUUGCAACUUCUUGGGCACGUCUUUGGGGUCGUGAUGUUUUCAUCAGUUUGAGAGGAUUGUACUUGACAACGUCUAUGCAUGAAUAUGCGCGUGAGCAUAUCAUCUCAUUUGGAUCAACAUUGAAACAUGGAAUGAUUCCAAAUCUGCUCAACUCUACUACUUCACCCCGUUACAAUUGUCGUGAUGGUCCAUGGUUCUUUGCACAAAACGUGCAAGAUUAUGUCAACAAAGCUCCCAAUGGUUCGUCAAUCUUAAGCGAGAAAGUCAAACGCAGAUUCCCGCUGGAUGAUGAAUGGGUUCCUGUCGAUUCACCUAAAGCAUUUGCGCACACUUCAACAGUAGCAGAGAUCAUUCAAGAGAUCUUGCAACGUCAUGCAAGUGGAAUUCAUUUCCGUGAACACGAUGCAGGACCAAAAGUUGAUGAACAAAUGUCUGAUAACGGUUUCAAUAUUGAUGUUACUGUCGAUUGGAAGACUGGCUUUGUUAUGGGAGGAAAUAAAGACAAUUGCGGAACAUGGCAAGAUAAGAUGGGAUCAUCAGCCAAAGCAGGCAAUAAAGGAGUUCCAGGUUCGCCGCGUGAAGGUGCUGCAGUUGAAAUCACCGGACUGGUGAAGAGUACGUUGAGCUGGGUGGACUCUUUAUCAUCUAAAGGUCAAUGGCCCGCAAAAGGAGUUGAAGCGGAGAUCGAUGGCAAAAAGCAAUUGAUUACCUAUAAAGAGUGGGCCGAUAAGAUUCAAGCCUCUUUUGAACAUAAUUACUGGGUACCAUUGGAUCAAUCUGAAGACAAGAAAUUCAACGUUGAUUCAUCUUUAGUCAACCGUCGUGGAAUUUACAAAGACGUUUACGGAAGCAGUCCUGGACGAGAAUGGUGUGAUUAUCAAUUACGUGCCAAUUACGCAAUGGCGAUGUGCGUUGCACCUGAGCUGUUCGACGUUCAACAUGGCUUGACGGCAUUGCAAUCUGCUUAUGAAGCACUUGGAGAUGUUUUGGGUAUGAAGACGCUCGAUCCUCGUGAUAGAAACUUCCAUCCUGUGUACGACAACAGCAAUGAUUCGAGUGAUUUCUGGAUGGCCAAAGGAUUCUGUUAUCAUAAUGGACCACCAUGGGUUUUCCCCUUUGGAUUCCAUAUUCGUGCAGUCUUAUUAUUUUAUGGUCGAUUGGAUAGUGAAAAAGGUCAAUCUUCCAAAGGCAAAUCCCAUGCAGCCAAUGCGGCAUGGAGAGUGAUGAGCAUGUUAAUUGCACAUCGUAAACAUAUCGAAACAACACCUUGGGCAGGUUUACCCGAAUUAACAAAUGCAGAUGGAGUUGAAUGUAGAGACAGUUGUCCUACUCAAGCAUGGUCUGCAAGUACAAUUUUGGAUGCGUUGGAAUUGAUUCGUGAACAAGCAACGGAAUGAUGAAAUUUUUUAGAGCUUUUGGAGACCUUUUUUUUUGUAUAGACCUUUUCCCAAUUAGUUACCUAAAACAUCAUUGAGCCGGAAGAUAUGUCAAAUAGUACAAUCAUCAUUUACCAAUAACCAUCUAUACAUCAUAUCAAUUG
Messenger RNA from Meira miltonrushii, 5158 nucleotides. RefSeq names its product putative 4-alpha-glucanotransferase. The transcript has a single exon. The record is from RefSeq and is a predicted model, not a curated record. Gene Ontology annotation, molecular function: 4-alpha-glucanotransferase activity; amylo-alpha-1,6-glucosidase activity. Gene Ontology annotation, biological process: glycogen catabolic process. NCBI's taxonomy places the organism in Eukaryota, Fungi, Basidiomycota, Exobasidiomycetes, Exobasidiales, Brachybasidiaceae. Bases 279 to 5015 code for a protein of 1578 amino acids.